This is a messenger RNA of Tyto alba (common barn owl), 2509 nucleotides long. RefSeq names its product transmembrane protein 72 (gene TMEM72). NCBI's taxonomy places the organism in Eukaryota, Metazoa, Chordata, Aves, Strigiformes, Tytonidae. The record is from RefSeq and is a predicted model, not a curated record. The transcript is spliced from 5 exons. The coding region runs from base 237 to 1046 and encodes 269 amino acids.
AGGAAGCAGUGCUGACCGGUUCCCUGUGGUGACAGCUCUUUCUCCGACCACCCUCCCCUGGGAGGCCCCGGUGGAGGUGGCCAGUCCCGCAGCACUGCCCUUUCCUUCAGGAAGGUCACUUGGUCCAGAGUGCGGGAGGCUCUGCCUGCAGCUGGGAGCUGCUGGGCUACGUGUGAGGUGGGAGCCCUGAAGAGGAGGUUCUGUCUGGUCGGCACCACAGUCUCCAUCUCUUCACCAUGUGGCACAAGGUAUUUUGGAGUGCCCUGGAGUGCACCUGCCGAUUGCUGGGUAUCUCCACUGCAGCAGUGCUGAUUGGUGUGGGCGUAGAAACUCUGCAGCGAGGACAGUUCAAAAGCCUGGCUUUCUAUCUGCUUUUUUCAGGGGUUGCAGUUACUGUCUGUGAAGGCUUCUUCUUUAUCAGUUUGUUCCUGGAGAUGUGCUUCACAUACGAGCCUGACUCCCUCUCACAGGCCUGCUGGAAGCGAGCUAGACGCCCAGGAAGCUUCCAGAAAUUCCUGGGGUACACGCUGCUCUCAGUGGCUUGCUUCCUGCAUCCCGUCCUCGUCUGGCAUGUCACCAUCCCUGGGUCCAUGCUGGUGCUCACCGCCCUGGCCUACUUCCUGCUGAGCAAGAGGAGGAAGACCCCAGAGCACAAAGAGAUACAUCCCCCAGCGGGCCAGUACGUGGACCCUUCAGCCACCUUGGCAGCCCCAACCACUGCUGGUGACACUGAGCAGACCUAUACCUUCCACGGAGCCCAGAGGGAGCAGCACCACUCGCUGCUGGGCCACAUGAAAAGUAUCCUGAAGGGCAGCAAAGACAGGAGCCUGGCACCAGUAGCUCCUGUCCAACCAGAAGUCCCUCCAGCCCCACGCAAGCAAGUGCACUUCCAGGAGAAGGUGGUGCAGAUCAUCCCCUCUGUCAGCGAGAGCUUGGAGGACAUGGAAAGCGAGGCUGAAGAGACCACAUCAGACACAACGCCCAUCCUCACCCCACCUGAUGCCCCCGUCAUCCUUGCUCCCCUCAGCUCCACGGGCCUCUUUUGAGCCCUCAGCGGGAACAAGGAUGGAACAGACCUGCUACCCCUGGCACUGCCAUCUCUCCCUGACGUUCCAGCAGCCAAAGGGCCCUGAGAGGUUGCCCUCCUUGCCCUUCCUGCCUCCAGGGUGACAACUGUGUCAGCCCUCUUCAAGGGGCUGCCUGUACUACAUGGUCCCAAACCUUGUGACAGGGCCAGUAGUGGUCCCCAGCCCCUGUAGUGCCAUGCCCAGGGGACAGGCAGUGGUUCAGCCAGGGUGGUGCCAGCUCAGUAAGGUUUCUGCUCCCAUAGCCUCACUAGUGGGUCACCCCUCUUCUGUGGCACUACACAUCACAGUGGCUACUCCUGCCUAACAUCACAGCCAUGGCGUGUGCCUCCCAUGAGGCAUCAGCAGGCAGGAGGAGGGGAUACCACUGUGACCCCAGGGCAACCUCUUCUGAGGGUGGUUGUCUCCCUCCUGCCCUCUCUGUGCCUUGAAGAGCUCAGGGCUGGGACAGAUUCAGCAUAGGACACCACAGCCUGCAGGUUUCCUCACAGCACCUGCACCAGCUGCAGCAGGCCCAGGGCAUCGGAAAUAUCAUUUCAAAGGUGGGCUGAGAGCAAGCACACCCCCUGCAACUAGCAUCAGCUAAGUGCCCUCCCCUGAGACACACUCUGAGCCCAGCAGGAAAAUCACCUCUGGCCUUGGGGACACCUAUGCAGGAGCAGGUAGGACCCUGGGGCUUCCUGGUGUCCCCUUCCUGGAGAGUCCUCUUGAGUUAGAAGAGCUUUUGGAUGAUGUGGCAGCUCAGGUCAUGAGAUUCAGCACCACGCUGGCACAGAAUACCAUGUGUAACUCUCAAGGUGUGUUAAUUAUGUGUCCCAGAGGGAAAAUGCAAUAAUAAAGUUACCACAUUGUUCCACCAGUCUCCUCCAUUACAGCUCUUUCCUGAACCCUUCACCUAUGGCUUAAUCCUACCAUAUUUUCUGCACUUUGAGGAACAUUCAUCUGUAAUCAGGCAUUUCUCUCCCGCUCAACUCAUCCCCUUGGCUCUAUCCCACCUGAGGACUAAGACCUUCUGCUUCCAGAUGUCAAAUGGUGUCUGUGCCUGCAAAUACCAUCUACAAGAUCCUCUCAUCAGCAUCAGACAGCUCUUUUGGCUGCAUGUGGGAAAGAGCUCAGGUGGCUGUUUAUUCUUGGACAUGGGACAUGAGGCCACACUGUCACUACUGCUGGGAUGAAGAGUUGUAACUGCUCUAAGCCCAGACACACAGCAUUGGGAUGAGGUGGUAGUAAGGAAACAAGAUCCCUGAGACCUGCUAGACUAUUUAUAAGGUAGAAGCCAGUGGGGAUGGUUCUUUUUCUUGGAAAUACUUAUACUACUUUUUAAAAUCUCAGCUCUUUGAGUCACAGUUACCAUGUUCAUUUAGGAAAGCAGUGUAGUUUGAAGUGUGAAAAUGUUGAUUCAAAAAUCAGAAGGCAAUUGAGAU